This is a messenger RNA of Drosophila ficusphila, 1200 nucleotides long. RefSeq names its product farnesol dehydrogenase. The record is from RefSeq and is a predicted model, not a curated record. NCBI's taxonomy places the organism in Eukaryota, Metazoa, Arthropoda, Insecta, Diptera, Drosophilidae.
GAGACCUCCAGACUUCAUUCACCUGGGAGUCGUCGGCAUGGAACGUUGGCAGAAUCGCGUGGCCGUGGUGACCGGCGCCAGUUCGGGAAUCGGAGCGGAGAUCGCCAGGAAGCUGGUCUCCGCCGGUGUGGUGGUGGUUGCCCUGGCCCGUCGCCUCGACCGCCUGGAGCAACUGCGUCAGGAUCUCCCCGAGGAUCGGCGGUCCCAGCUGCACAUCCUCCAGUGCGACGUGACGGAUGUGGAAUCGGUGAACGGGGCCUUCGACGAGGUGCUCAGGGAUCUGGGCGCCGUGGACAUCCUGAUCAACAACGCCGGCAAGCUCUCCGGGGGGCAGCUGCUCACCAUGCCACUGGACACCGUGCAGCAGGUGCUCCAGACGAACGUGAUGGGCGUGGUCUACUGCACCCAGCGCGCCUUCCACUCGAUGCGGCAGCGCCACUCCGAUGGCCACGUGGUGCUCGUCAACAGCAUCGUGGGCCACUACAUCUUCAACCCGCUGCCCGGCAGCCAGCAGGAGCUCAACAUGUACCCGGCCACCAAGCACGCGGUCACCGCCCUCACCGAGCUCUUCCGCCAGGAGAUGCGCGAGUUCAAGACGAAGGUCAAGGUCACGAGCAUCAGUCCGGGAUUGGUGGACACGGAGCUGGUGCCUCUGGCCUACAAAAGGCUCCCAAUGCUGCAGGCGGAGGAUGUGGCCAAUGCCAUCCUGUAUGUCCUGGCCACGCCCCACGUCCAGGUGCACGAGCUGACCCUCAAGCCGAUGGGCGAACCCUUCUAGGAGGCCCUGCAUUGCUCCACUUUCCACUUUCGCCACCUGAAUAUUUCAGUGUAUUGUGCAAAGUCCCAGGAAACUUUUCCAGUGAAUAAUUUGUGGCACACGCAACACACAGAACUUAAACCUUCAGUUGGAAACCAAAUUUCAUUUGUUACUCCAUUUUACCAACUUACAGUUUCUUCAGCAAAAACGAAACAUUUUCAAUUUGUUACUGCAUUUUACCAACUAAAAAUUUGCUCGGCAGAAAACCUAUUUUUUUUAUUAUAUAUCUUUAAGUCAUAUUAGUUAUGAGCAUUAUUUACUGGAAUUAAAGUUUGCUUCAUCAUUUUCUUAUUUUGUUUUUGUUUUCAAUAUGCUAUUUGUAUUCAAUACAGUCCACUGAGAAUAUUAUUUCGUUAAAACACACAAUAAAAUAACAAAAUGAA